UAGUUACUAUGACGACAACUAUCAAUAAAUAUAAACAAUUAAAAAAUGGUUCAAAAUAUACAAGAUAUCUUAGAAAUCCUUUCAAUUCAUGGGAAAACAGUCCCGGAUUCUGAAUGGGCAUCAUUUUUUUUGUAUACAAAGAUUAUGUCACGUCCAGGAAGAAGAAUCCCAUUAUUAUAUAUAUCUCAGGAUGUUACAUAUCUUCCCCAAUCAACAAGAGUCUGUGUGUUGAAUAGUGACGGAACAGCAUCAGAAGAAACAGCAAUAACAGCGGCGUUAGGGAUUCCAGUUUUUGAGUCAUGUGAAGGAAUGUCAUCAGAGAGUAGCCCUUUUCAGUUAUUAGAUAUGCCUAAGCAGAUUGAAAGGAGUGUAGAAUCGAAAUAUGAACGUUCUUCUCCCUCAAGUUUAUCUAUUAUGAGCCGUAAUUCACCGACAUUUUACGGACGAACAGGACUAUCUAGUCUGCCUAUUCAAGAAGUUGUUGAUAGUGAAGAUGGAAUAGAUUUUCAUCGUCCUUGCUCAGAUCCUUUGUUUUCUUCACGUAAUUCAACUUUUCAUAAGUCUCGCUGUGAGAAUAUUCGAAAAACAAGAUUAAAUACAGAAUUACCAUUGAAAAAGAAGCGCGCGACGCAAAGUUCUAUUUUAUCUCCUAAAAAAAAAUCUGGGAUAGAAGAAUUUUCAAAAAAUUCUUUGCUUUCAUCUGAAAAAAAAGAAAAUAAGAAAGAAUUGGAUCCGCAAAAAAAAAGGACUGUUGAUACUAAUUUCCCCCCAGAAAACAUAUAUAGGACACCGAAAACUAAAAAAAUCAUCAGAGAAAAAAACAAUUCUGGCGAGAAGUCCACAUUGGAUAUAUUUGCUAAUGAUCUUGAUUUUUCUGCUGAAAAUUCUGAUAGAAGUCUACGAACAAAUGAUACAGAUGAAUUGACAACUAAUUAUACCGGAUAUGUUCCUGAGAUUGCUACAGUUGAUCUUGAAGAUUCAAUUCUUUAUGUUUAUUUUCCCACUAAUCAAAUUAAAGAAAUAUUAGUAGAAGUUGAAUUUAUAUCUACUAUUUCUGAAGCUACAAAUUUAGGAGCUGAUGGAAAAUGUUAUUGUUUGAAUUUACAAUGUCUUCCUAGGUGUCAAAAUUUAGCAAAUAUUAGAUUUGAUUUUCAAAAGAUUGAUAAUAAAAAUAUUCAUCUUUCUGAUACACAAAUUGCUACAGAAAAUUUGGAAGAGGGGAUUGAUAAGAGUAUUAUAGAUGUUAUAGAUCUUACAGAUGAAAGUCUUGAAAAAAGGUCAUGGCAGUGUUUUUGGCAAGUUCAUUUGGAUGCAUCUGUUUAUAAUUACCUGGGAACACUAAAUGUACAAACAAAAGUGGAUAUUAAGUCUAUUAGCGAUGCUGUAGUAGUUGGAUUUUCUUCUAAUAUAGCUUUUGACCAGCAAAAUUAUGACCUUUCUAACAUAUUAAAUAUGGGUUUAAUACAAAAUUUUCAUAUUUGCGGACCUCCUGAGUUGCAAUUUAUAUCUGUAAAAUCAAUGGGAAUUUUGCACUGGAAAUGCGAUAAGGUUUCAAUAAAAGAUAAUGAAUCCAAUUCAAAAGAAGCCUCGUCAAAACAACACGAUAUCUGUAACUAUCUUAUUCGGAUAACAAGAAAAAAAGAAUAUGGAUUUAGUGAUUUGCUUAUUGAAUCGGAAGUGGUAAUUCUGGAGCCACUUUCCACAUCUAUCUUAGGAUCAUGUUUGCAUGUUCCAUAUUUCAAAACUAAACUAGAAACAAUCCAAUUUAUGAAGACAUCAUUGCCAUUGUUAUCUUAUGUUGUUGAUCCUGAAACACGGACUGAUUGGAAAUUAACAAGUAAUAAAGAUAAUUUAUUGGAAAGGUUUUCUAUACAGGAAUAUCAAUGUAUUUCUGGUGAAGCAACACCAUUGAGCAUUCGCAUUGAAAGGUUAUUACCACUGGGAAUGUUUAAAGAGACAGUAUAUUUAAAUUCGGAAAACUAUAUUGAAAAUGUUAAUGUUCAUAUUUUUCCUUUAUCAUUUUCUCAAUGGUGUUUAUUCUAUAAGAUAUCAAUUACGGAUACAUGUAUUUUUGAUGAUAUAUUGCUACAUCUUAGACAUGACACUAAUCCUUCGUUUAUCACCGUUAACGGUAAAAGAUUGUUAUCAGGUGUUUAUUCUAAAUUCGAUGGUGAUAUAUAUAUUUUGUCUGAAGACUGGAUUUAUAAAGACUCUCGAUUUAAAUUUGAAAUAGGUUGGAUAAAGGAUACUUCAAAGAGUAAUGUAGAUAAGAUAAAUUUACCUAUUUUUCCAGAUAAUGGGAUUAAAAAAAUAUCUAUAAAUAUAGAUUCGGAUUUUGGAAAGUAUCUAAAAGCAUUAUUCGUUUUUUAAUAUUUAAUUUAGGUGAAAUAAUUAAAUUUAAUUAUAAUAAUAAAGAUGUAUAUAAUAAACAUAAAGUCAACAAAGUAAGAAAACGGAAUGUAUCUCUUUCUACAGCGAUGAGUAUUUAUAUUUUAAAGAAAAACUCUAAAAAUUUUGUUAAAAAAACAAAAAACAUUUCAACAUUGUUAAUCUGGAUAAUUAGAAUAUUUUUUGUUACUAUUUUAUUUUUUCUGGCUUCAUUUUUAUAUCCGAAAUACUCUUUUGGUGAAUUACAACUUCAUGACUAUAAACCUGCAAAUUUAUUACAGAAAUUUAUAUAUACAUAUUCGGAUUUUGAUAACUUAUUAAUAACUAUUAGUGAAUUUAAUCAGCGUCUUUCUAACAAUGAAUUGCAUAUCAGAAGCGUAGAAAAUAUUAUUGCUGAAAACUCUAAUUGUUGUCGUAACUUUACUGCUGAUUUAUCUGAUAAAGAAUCUCGAAUAGAACAAAAUAGUUUAUGGUUUGCUGAAAAACAACGUUUCAGGAAAUUAUUUGACUGGCAUGGUUAAUGUAAUUGUUUUUAUUUGUAAUUACAUUUAAUAGUUUAUAAAAG
Messenger RNA from Pneumocystis carinii B80, 2953 nucleotides. RefSeq lists its product as hypothetical. The record is from RefSeq and is a predicted model, not a curated record. The transcript is spliced from 3 exons. The coding region runs from base 46 to 2370 and encodes 774 amino acids. NCBI's taxonomy places the organism in Eukaryota, Fungi, Ascomycota, Pneumocystomycetes, Pneumocystales, Pneumocystaceae.